Humulus lupulus (European hop) is the source of this 3516-nucleotide messenger RNA. RefSeq lists its product as uncharacterized. The record is from RefSeq and is a predicted model, not a curated record. The transcript has 11 exons. Bases 208 to 3240 code for a protein of 1010 amino acids. NCBI's taxonomy places the organism in Eukaryota, Viridiplantae, Streptophyta, Magnoliopsida, Rosales, Cannabaceae.
AUCCAUUCGGGCCUUUGACUAAGUGACCGUUUCUUCUUAAUAUGGAGAUUCAACUGAUGAAGAUGAACAGUACUGAGUGCAACCCAACCCACCACAUUCUUCUUCCAUUGACAGAUCUCUAAAGCUCGACACCCUCUCAAUCCCAAACCCUAAUCAAAUUUACCUCACUAUCAGGUUCAGAGAGUAGAUUAGGUGAUUGUGUAAAAGAUGCAGCGUUCUCCAGCGACGAUCGAGGAACAAUUGAUAUUGAAAACAAUCAAAGAGGAAUGUCCAUGGGAGAGCUUGCCCAAACGGCUUCAAGCCACCUUGUCCUCCAAGGAAGAAUGGCACAGAAGGAUAGUUGAACAUUGCAUUAAAAAAAGACUUCAAUGGAAUGCUUGUUUUGCUCGCAAAAUAUGCAAAGAAACGGAAUAUUACGAAGAUUUGAUGCGCUACUUGCGAAAGAAUUUAGCGCUAUUUCCUUAUCACCUUGCAGAGUAUGUUUGCCGUGUGAUGAGGGUAUCACCUUUUAAAUACUACUGCGAUAUGAUUUUUGAGGUUAUGAAGAAUGAGCAACCUUAUGAUAGCAUCCCAAAUUUUAGUGCUGCAGAUGCAUUGCGGCUUACAGGCAUAGGGAGAAAUGAAUUUAUUGAUAUAAUGAACAAGUGCAGAUCUAAGAAAAUUAUGUGGAAGCUUAACAAGUCAAUUGCAAAAGAACUUUUACCUACCCAACCUGUGGAUUUUACAAUUGAACCAUGGUGGGGAGUUUGUCUCGUGAACUUUACAUUGGAAGAAUUUAAGAAACUCUCAGAAGAAGAAAUGGCUACCAUAGAUAAAGUCUGCAAGGAAGAAGCCAAUUCAUUUAUCCUGUUCGAUCCUGACAUUAUCAAAGGUCUUUUUCGGCGGGGAUUAAUAUACUUUGAUGUUCCAGUUUAUUCUGAUGACCGCUUUAAAGUUUCCAGGCUUGAAGGGUUUGUUUCCAACAGAGAGCAGUCUUAUGAAGAUCCUAUAGAGGAGUUACUGUAUGCAGUAUUUGUUGUUUCAAGUGAGAAUGCAACUGUUGCUGAGCUGGCAGCAACGUUACAGGCUGACCUUUCACAACUGCAGGCAGCUGCAUCUUUUGCAUGUCGAUUGGGUUGGGCAGUGAAAGUCAUUGAUCCAGCAUCUAUUCUUCAAGAUUCAAGUAUACCUGGAUCUCCUAGGACCAUUCUUAGUGAUGAAGAGGGUUCUCAUGCUGGUGCUGGCUCAUCAAAUAUUUUCAUAGAUGGUGAUAAUGCUUCAGAAGGGGAAGCUUCAGGAGCAGAAAAGUUUGGGCCAGGUUCAUUGUAUGCUCGUGUUGCUUUCAUUGUGGAUGCUAACAUAACAUCGUAUCUUAUGAUGGGAUCUGUUUCACCAGGCUUAAAAUCUCAUGCUGUGACACUGUAUGAAGCGGGAAAACUUGGUCAUGCUAGCAUUGCGGAUCUUUGUAAGGAUCUGAGUACCUUAGAGGGAGCUAAAUUUGAGGGAGAACUCCAGGAAUUCGCAAAUCAUGCUUCUAGCCUUCGUUGUGUUUUAGAAUGCCUACAGUCAGGUGGAGUUGCGACUUAUGUGAAAGCAGAUGAGAUUUUCAACAAUAUAGAUAAAAUGGCCUUAAGCAAUGAGGAGAUUGCUUCUCUGGUUGCUGAUAUUACCAUAAAUGACAGAUCAGAACCUACUGGUGUGGAUGAAGAUGGGUUUAACGGCGAUGGUUCCAUUAAUAAGGAGAUGUCACAGGGGGAUUCUGACCUUACUGAAUCUGUUCCUGAAAGUACUGAUACUAAACCAAUAGUUGGAAUUUCAUCAGGAGAUGAUGAUAGCUUAAUUGAAGUCACUGAAUCCAUAAAUCUUCUGGAGGAUGAGAAACUGAUUCCAGUUGAAGGGUCAGAUGUUGGAAAAGAAAUGUCAAGGAGGAUAAAGAAAUAUCGCGUAGACAUACUUCGUUGUGAAAGCUUGGCAUCUCUUGCACCCGCAACUUUAGAACGGUUGUUUCUUCGUGACUAUGAUAUUGUUGUCUCUAUUAUUCCUCUUCCACAUUCAUCAAUCCUCCCUGGACCGACAUUUCCUGUUCAUUUUGGUCCUCCCUCUCACUCAUCCAUGACACCUUGGAUGAAGUUGGUGUUGUACACAACUGUGGCAUGUGGACCUCUAUCUAUUGUUCUGAUGAAAGGGCAAUGCUUACGCUUGCUUCCUGCACCACUGGCUGGUUGUGAGAAGGCUCUCAUAUGGUCUUGGGAUGGUUCUACAGUAGGAGGCUUGGGGGGCAAGUUUGAAGGAAACUUAGUUAAGGGAGGUAUACUCUUGCACUGUUUAAAUUCACUUCUGAAACACUCAGCUGUGCUAGUGCAGCCCCUCAGUAAGUACGACCUUGAUAAAUCUGGGCGAGUUGUUACUCUAGAUAUUCCAUUGCCGUUAAAGAAUUCUGAUGGUUCAACUGCUCGUAUAGAGGGGGAUAUGGGACUGAGUGAAGAGGAAAGUAAAAGGCUGAACUCUUUGUUGGCUGAUUUGGCUAACAAAAUGGAGUUGUGGACAGUGGGUUACAUUCGGCUCUUAAAACUUUUCAAGGAAAAAGAGUCUGAACAAUUUUCACCUGUUGAAGAGAAGUAUGAAUGGGUUCCACUGAGUGUGGAAUUUGGUGUUCCACUUUUCAGUCCGAAGUUAUGCAAUAAUAUUUGCAAGAGGGUCGUUUCAUCCCAAUUACUUCAAGCAGACUCACUACAUGAGCAUCAUGAUGCAAUGCAAGGCAUAAGAAAAAGAUUACGGGAUGUUUGUGCAGAGUAUCAAGCAACGGGUCCUGCAGCAAAGCUUCUUUAUCAGAAAGAGAAAUCAAAGGAGCCAUCUCGACAUCUCAUGAAUUAUGCUAGUGGAAGGUGGAAUCCACUCGUGGAUCCUUCAUCUCCCAUUUCGGGAGCUAUGAGUGAACAUCAGAGACUAAAACUAGCUAACCGAAAUCGUUGCCGAACUGAAGUCUUGAGCUUUGAUGGGAGCAUCCUCAGGUCAUACGCUUUGGCGCCUGUGUACGAGGCUUCCACAAGGCCAAUCGAAGAAUCCCCUUCAGGGAGCACAAUAAAAGUUGAGCAAGAGGAGGCCGACAACAGAGAAGUUGUCCUUCCCGGUGUCAAUCUUCUUUUCGAUGGCGCUGAGUUGCACCCUUUCGACAUAGGCGCUUGCCUGCAGGCUCGUCAACCAGUCUCCUUAAUAGCCGAGGCAGCUGUUACCUCUGCAGCUUUUGCUGCUGUUAAAUAGGGACUUACAGCUGCUACAUGCUUCCUUGGUAAGAGAACAGAUAACUUCCCUACUGCCAUUCUCGAAACCCGUCAUCCAUGUCCUUUUGUUAUUAUUUUUUGAUUCGUCUGCUCGAUUUGAGAUUGGCAGUAUCCGCUGGCUUAAAGUCAAAUCAGCUCUAAGGUAAUUAGAAAAUUACCCCUUUAUAGUAUAGUAUGCAACUCUGUUGAUUGCUUAACCACACUGAUUUAUGAUCAAAAUUAUCAUGAAAGACCCUUCUUUCAUUUGCAUUUAAAA